CACAAAAAAGGACUCCGUUGAAGGUUGCAACUUAGCAAGGUCCUCGUCAUCGGCCAAAUUUCGUCUUCAAUUCUUCAGCCAUGGCGUCUCUAACCACCUCCGGCCUGCUCAAAACCCCACCUUGUUAUUCCCAAAUUCCUGCAAAUUAUCGCCAAUACCCACCUUCUGCCCAUCGGCAACACCAAGGACCCAAUUCCCUGAAAAGGGUUUUGCCCAGACGAGGCAUUAAAGCUUCAGCUUCGAAUUCGGGUCCAUCCACGAGCUCCUCGCCAGGGCUCUACUCGGCCCAGAAAUUUGAACUCACCAUUGGAAACGUGGACCUGGUUCUUGAGGACGUGAGGCCUUAUCUCAUCGCGGAUGGAGGAAAUGUGGAUGUUGUUUCUGUUGAAGAUGGAGUGGUUUCCCUCAAACUCGUAGGAGCAUGCGGUAGCUGCCCGAGCUCAACGACCACCAUGAAGAUGGGGAUCGAACGUGUAUUGAAGGAAAAGUUUGGAGAUUCAGUAAAGGAAAUAUGCCAAGUGUAUGACGAAGAGCCAAAGGAGACAACACCCGAGGCAGUAAAUAGUCACCUUGACGUAUUGAGGCCAGCCAUAAGGAACUAUGGCGGGAGUGUAGAAGUAAUAUCGAUCGACGGUGGCGAUUGCCUCGUGAAGUAUGAGGGUCCUGAAUCUAUUGGUACAGGAAUUAAGGCAGCCAUUAAAGAGAGAUUCCCAGAUAUUACAAAUGUUGUGUUUUCAGGCUUGGUUUGAAAAUGUAUGUAUAGCUUGCUGCAUUUAUUGAAAAUGUUAUACAUGCUCACCUUUUCAUUAUAGGAAUAUGUAAAGUUCUCUUGUUCAAUAAAAUGAUACAUAAUUUUUGUGACCCUAUCAUAUGCACUUGGAGUGAAAGUACAUUUUUUUAAGGGGAAACACUGUUCUAGACAAAAUUUAUUUUCUGAACUUUAUACCACUGGAAAUUCAGAUAAGGAUUGAUUUUAUUUUAAA
Messenger RNA from Momordica charantia (bitter melon), 983 nucleotides. It is a transcript of the gene NFU1, whose product is annotated as NFU domain protein 1. The record is from RefSeq and is a predicted model, not a curated record. Gene Ontology annotation, cellular component: mitochondrion. Gene Ontology annotation, molecular function: iron ion binding; iron-sulfur cluster binding. NCBI's taxonomy places the organism in Eukaryota, Viridiplantae, Streptophyta, Magnoliopsida, Cucurbitales, Cucurbitaceae. Gene Ontology annotation, biological process: iron-sulfur cluster assembly.